AUGGCGGAAGCGACGGUAGAAGAUGUGCCAAGCACGCGCUAUUUCUGUUACAACUGUCAAGAGGAAGUUUCAUCCAAAUCGCAGAGUAAUUUAUGUCCGCAAUGUGGUGGAGGAUUUGUUGAACAGUUAGAAGGCGACGCCAAAGUUGAAGAUAUUAUAAGUGACGUAUCAGUUGAUAAUGAAAAUAUAAACUUUCUCUCAUAUUGGCGUGGUGCUCUUGAAAACAAUACCGAUGAUUCUGCAGAUGAAUCAGAAGAUGAAUCAGCCUUUGGAGUCAACUUUCCGCAUCGAUUAAAUCUACGGUCUAACUCUCGUCGAUCACGUGGCUCGCAAACUUUCGAAGGAUCACCUGGACAGUCAGGAACUACGACUGUUCGCCUUGAAAGGAAUGCUCUAUUUAACUUACACUCCAGCCCAGGAGACUAUGCGUGGGGAAGGGGUGGUUUAGAUGAUAUUAUUUCGCAGUUUCUAUCGAAUCUUGGCGACAGUAGUGGUCCUCCUCCUGCAAAGAAAUCGAUCAUCGAUGAUCUACCUCACGAAGUCAUAACCAGUGAAAUUUUGGAAACAAACAGUGAAUGUCCAAUAUGCAAAGAAGAGUUUAAAGUGAAAGAUACUGCGAGAAAAUUGCCAUGUCAGCAUUACUUUCACUCACAAUGUAUUGUACAAUGGUUACAAAGGCAUGGCACUUGUCCUGUCUGCCGAUUGAAUCUCGCUGAAGGUAGUCCUUCUGAGGAAGCCAAUAAUGGUGGUAACAGCAGUAGUCGAAGAUCUGGAAAUUCUCGAAGUCCAAAUAUUAGCAAUUCAUCUAGGAGUAGCCGACGACGAUCUGGGCCAUCGUCAACUUUAGUUUAA
Messenger RNA from Trichoplax adhaerens, 852 nucleotides. RefSeq lists its product as uncharacterized. The transcript is spliced from 9 exons. The record is from RefSeq and is a predicted model, not a curated record. Gene Ontology annotation, molecular function: ubiquitin protein ligase activity. NCBI's taxonomy places the organism in Eukaryota, Metazoa, Placozoa, Uniplacotomia, Trichoplacea, Trichoplacidae. Bases 1 to 852 code for a protein of 283 amino acids.